AUGAAUGAAGACGAUAUAUUUCAAACAGCAAAAUUUGUUAGUCAAGGACUUGAUGCACUUAAAAAUGAAUAUGAAAAAAUUCUUGAAAAUAUUGUUCAUUCGACGAAAAUAUUAUCAACAAAUAAAAUCGAAGAAAAAAUUGGUUUAAUUCAAAAAUCAAUGAAUAUGAUUGAUUUAGGAAUUGAUGAAGCUCAAGUAAUGAUGCAAAUAGAUAAUCAUUUACAAAAUCUUGAAAGUGAAAAACAUAAAUUACGUAUACAAGUGAAACGUUUAUGUCAAGAAAAUGCUUGGUUACGUGAUGAAUUAGGAUCAACACAAAAAAAGUUACACGAAUCUGAACAAAUCAAUGCUUCUUAUACUGUUGAACUUGAAAAUUUAAAAUUCUUAAAAGAUAUUAAACUAUUUGAUAAUGAUGACCAAAUUCAUGAACAAGAUCUUAUUAAUGAUUUAUUUUCAUUAGAUGAUAAUGAACAAGAUAUUUCUUUAGAUCAUCAACAAAAUCAUUUGAAUAAAAUUGAUUCUGAUGCUGAUCUAUUAAUAUUAUCAUCACAAUCUACGAAUGAAUCAUUUAUUUCAGCAAAUGGUUAUGAAAUACCAAAUAGAUUAAAAACUUUACAUAGUUUAGUUACGGAAUAUACAUCUCAGGGACGACAUGAAGUAGCUGUAUCUUUAUGUCGACAAGCACUUGAAGAUCUCGAGAAAACAUUAGGACAUCAACAUCCUGAUGUUGCGACAAUGCUCAAUAUUCUUGCACUUGUCUAUCGUGAUCAAUCAAAAUUUCAAGAAGCAAGUUCAUUACUCUAUGAUGCACUUGCUAUUCGAGAAAAAACACUUGGAUAUGAUCAUCCAGCUGUAGCAGCCACAUUAAAUAAUCUUGCUGUUCUUUAUAGUAAACGUAAUAAAUUUAAAGAAGCUGAAUCAUUAUGUAAACGUGCACUUGAAAUUCGUGAAAAAUGUUUAGGUUCAUCACAUCCUGAUGUCGCUAAACAGCUUAAUAAUCUUGCUUUCAUUUGUCAAAAUCAAGGAAAAUAUGAUGAAGUUGAAUCAUAUUAUAAACAUACUAUUGAUAUUUAUACAAAAAAUUUUGGAUCUAAUGAUCCAAAUGUCAUUAAAACAAAAAAUAAUCUUGCAUCAACUUAUUUAAAACAACAAAAAUACAUUGAAGCUGAACAAUUAUAUAAAGAUGUUCUUACAUGUGCAUAUGAAAAAGACUUUCAAUCAUCAAGAAAAAAUUUUCCAUCAUUAUCAUCAACAAAAUUAAGAAAUAAUGAUACACAAAAUAAUUGGUAUAAAACAAUUGAAAUUGAUAUACCAGCAAUAACAACAACAUUAAGAAGUCUUAGUUUACUUUAUCGACGACAAGGUCGAUAUGAUACAGCUGAGAUCAUUGACAAUUGUGCAUCACGUGUUCGGAAAGACUCACAGGCUGUUAUUCAAGCACUAAAUUUGAUUCAACAAGUAAAUCAUCUUUCAUAA
Molecule: messenger RNA, 1476 nt
Organism: Rotaria sordida
Lineage: Eukaryota; Metazoa; Rotifera; Eurotatoria; Philodinida; Philodinidae
Source: the annotation of a GenBank genome assembly